Vidua chalybeata is the source of this 2732-nucleotide messenger RNA. RefSeq names its product podocan (gene PODN). Lineage: Eukaryota; Metazoa; Chordata; Aves; Passeriformes; Viduidae. The record is from RefSeq and is a predicted model, not a curated record. The transcript is spliced from 11 exons. Bases 163 to 2016 code for a protein of 617 amino acids. Gene Ontology annotation, molecular function: protein binding.
CAUUUUCCUAUAUAGUGACUUUGGAAAAUUCCUCUCCGAUUUCGCUGGGAAGUGCAGGAAGCUCUCACUGGUAGAGGGUUGCCUGUUACUCUCUCCAGUUCUGCAGCUCACAUCUGGAAAGGAUCUGGCUUGGAAAGGGGAGACUCACUCUGAGCUCAGUGCAUGUUACUGACAUGGCAUGAGCUGAGAGAGCCUGUGGGGGCAAGAGAAAUGUUCUUCUCCAUUCAUCUCAUUUCUGACAGCAAAGGGGCGAUGCCCGCCGGCGGCCGGGCGCUGCUGGCGCUGCUGGGGCUCCCGGCGCUGCUGGCCCUGGGCUGCGCCGCCGACAGCGACUUCGCCGAGGGCGGCCCGGAGCGGCGGCAGCCCGGGCCCGGCCCCGCCUGCCCCCGCGAGUGCGGCUGCACCCAGGAGGGCGUCGUGGACUGCGGCGGCAUCGACCUCAAGGAGUUCCCGCUGCUGCUGCCCGAGCUGACCAACCACCUCUCCCUGCAGAAUAACCAAAUAGAAGAAAUCUUUCCAGAAGAGCUUGCUCGUCUUUAUAGACUGGAAACUCUCAAUUUGCAAAACAACAGGCUGACUUCAAAAGGGUUACCAGAGGAAGCAUUUGAGCAUCUGGAGAACCUGAAUUACCUGUACCUGGCAAACAAUAAGCUAACAGUGGCUCCAAAAUUCCUACCAAAUACCUUGAUCAGUGCAGAUUUUGCAGCCAAUUAUCUCACUAAGAUAUAUGGGCUCACAUUUGGACAGAAACCAAACUUGAGAUCUGUGUAUCUUCAUAACAACAAACUUUCAGAUGCUGGGUUACCUGAUAAUAUGUUCAAUGGCUCUAAUAAUGUGGAGAUACUCAUCAUGUCCAGCAAUUUCUUGAAGUAUGUUCCAAAGAAUCUCCCUCCAGCACUAUAUAAAUUACACUUACAGAGCAACAAGCUGGAGAAGAUUCCCAGAGGAGCCUUCAGCGAGCUUGCCGGUCUGCGGGAGCUGUAUUUGCAGAAUAACUACUUGUCUAAUGAGGGAAUGGACAAUGAAACUUUCUGGAAAUUGUCUAGUCUUGAAUAUCUGGAUUUGUCCAGCAAUAACCUCUCACAAAUCCCAAGUGGUUUACCUCGAAACAUCGUCCUCCUCCACCUGGAGAAGAAUGCAAUUAAGGUGAUUGACAGAGAUGUCUUGACCCAAAUUAAGAACCUGGAGUACCUUCUGCUCCACAAUAACAAAUUAAAAGCCCGAGGUAUUCACCCCUUAGCCUUCCAGGGCUUAAAGAAGCUGCACACUGUCCAUCUGUACAACAACAUGCUGGAAAGGAUCCCCAGCGGGCUGCCCCGGCGAGUGAAGACACUGAUGAUCCUUCAUAACCAGAUCUCAGAGAUUAACAGGAAUGACUUUGCUACCACUUACUUCCUUGAAGAGCUGAACCUGAGCUACAACAAGCUCACAAGUCCCCAGAUCCAUCGGGAGGCCUUCCGUAAACUGCGGCAACUGAAGUCUCUGGAUCUUUCUGGAAACAAUCUCCACACGGUGCCUUUUGGCUUUCCAAAGAACUUGCAGGUUCUAAAGCUGAAGGAGAACGAGAUAAGCACCAUCCCAAAAGGGACUUUGUCUGGGAUGACAAAACUGAGGGAACUGUAUUUGAGCAACAAUAAACUGAAAGUAAAUUCAAUUUAUUCACGAGCAUGGAGAGAACUCAGCAGUCUUCAGUCACUAGACAUGGCUGGCAACCAACUGACAUCUAUCCCAUUAGGCCUGCCAGAAUCUCUGGAAUAUCUGUAUCUCCAGAACAACAAGAUCACAACGGUUUCAGAGAAUGCUUUUGAAUCCACACCCAAAAUAAAGGGGAUUUACCUCAGGUUUAAUAAGAUUGCAGUUGGAGUACUGAAAGAAAGUACCUUCCAAAACCUGAAGCACUUACAGGUACUGGAUAUUGAAGGGAACCUUGAAUUCAGCAACAGUUCAAAGAAUAAGGAUGACUCAGAAGAGGAAAUGGAGGAUGAGGAAGAGGAAGAGGAAGAAGAACUGAGAUAAAAUGUGAACUCACACAAUCCCAUCAUGUGGGAGGAAAACAUUUGGAAAAAAUACAUAUAUGUCUAUGUGUAUACAUCUAUAAAUAUACAGAGAGCACUUAGCAAAUGUGCAAUGAAUUACACAGAAACUGGUGUGGCACUGGGCCAGGCUCAUGGAAGACAGUGUGUUUCAGUGCCUUAUUCAGGGAGAGACCCUGAAUGCCUUUCCAAAGCUUCCAAAUCAUCUUAUACAAGACCCAGGAUCAUAAGGGAUUGCUCUGGAACUCACAAAAGCUGGCUUUUGUUUCUUCUGUUUCUCUUCCCUCACUGUUUCCAUCUGUAAUAACAAUAUGGGACUGUUUUGAACACAGGCCUUCAAAUGCCAUUUUUGUCACUGCAUUUUAAGUGAACCAUGUUUAUGCCUCUUUUCUUUUCCUCCACCCAAAAGAAGCUGUUCUUGGCCAAGGCAGAUGAAUAUUUGCAGUAGUUUAAUGUGCAGAGCUAAGUAUGAGGCAUUUUGGUCAUCAAGCAGCAGUAAUAAUUCUGGAUGCAAUUAUUUCUCUGUUAUAACAAUGUGUAUAUUUGGAUGAGAAAAACAAAAUAAGGCUGGAUCCCGUAAUAUUUUAUCUCUACUGCCAAAACCUGCAGUAUAUUCCUGUUUUAGAAUGGUUUUAAGAUAAAACAAUUCCUCUUGUGAAUAUAUAUAUAAAUACAUAUAUAAAAUGUCUGCCUUCCAGA